AUGGUUUCCAUGACUAUUAUUAUAGAAUUGCUAGUUUUGUUAACGUACCUCUUGGAUACUAAUGCAUCGAACAUUUCAACUGAUGAGGCUGCUCUUUUAGCUUUCAAAGCUCAUAUAACUUCAGAUCCAAAUGGAAUGUUGUCGAAAAACUGGACCAAAGGGACUCACGUUUGCAAUUGGAUAGGCAUAUCUUGCAGUAUAAGGCAUCAAAGAGUGACAUCACUAGACCUCAACGGCCUCAGACUAAGAGGUUCAAUUGCCACAGAAAUUGGGAACCUCUCAUUUCUUAGUUUCCUGGACAUUGGCAACAACAGCAUCCACAGCAAAAUCCCUGAUGAACUCGGCUAUUUGAGGAGGCUAAAGUACUUGUCCUUGUCAAUGAAUAAUCUCACAGGUCAAAUUCCAGCAAGUCUAGGAUUACUGAGAAGGCUCGAAUCACUUGAUCUUUCUGAAAAUGAUCUCCUUGGAUCUGUUCCUUCAUCUAUCUUCAAUGUCUCUUCUUUGAAGGUCAUCAAUUUGAUUUAUAAUGCACUGUCUGGGACUUUGCCGAAUGACAUUUGCCAUAAUCUUCCGCGGCUGGAGGGAUUACAAAUAGCAAGAAAUCAACUCUCUGGCCAACUACCAAGCAACUUAAACAAAUGCAAAGAGCUUACAUACUUGUCCUUGUCAUAUAACCAGUUCACAGGAAACUUGCCUAGAGACAUGUGGAACUUGACAAAACUUCAACAUCUAUUUCUUGGAUGGAAUAACAUAACAGGACAUAUACCAAGUGAAAUUGAUAACCUAUCAGCAAUUCGAAGAUUAAGUCUACGACGGAACAAUUUGGUGGGAAGUCUUCCACCAUCUAUUGGAAAUUUGUCAAAUCUAGAGAUGAUAGACCUAGGUGACAACAGUCUAUAUGGUGGCAUUCCUCAGGAGUUUGAACAUCUUGUAAAUUUGAAAGAAGUGUAUCUUGGUCCAAACAGAUUAUCGGGUGAAGUUCCAAGGCGUAUGUACAACAUUUCUGGACUAAAAAAGAUUUCAUUUGUAGCAAAUACGCUUUCAGGAACACUUCCCCCAAACAUAGGCCAUACUCUUCCAAAUCUUGAAGGCCUUUACCUUGGGGAAAACCAGUUCACCGGGCUGAUUCCUACCUCCAUUGUGAAUUCCACCAAGCUUAUCCAGCUUGAUUUUGGUCGCAAUCUGUUUAGUGGACCUGUACCUAUGAAUCUUGGAAAGCUACAACAGCUUCAAUUCAUCAACUUGCAAGUAAACCAAUUGACGAAUGAUCAAUCUACAGGCGAGUUAAGUUUCCUGACUUCAUUAUCUAAUUGCAAGUAUUUGAAAACCGUUCAAAUAGGAGGUAAUCAAUUUAAUGGAAGUCUUCCAAAAUCUCUAGGUUCAGGAAACUGGUCCUUUUCCCUUGAAUAUUUCAUUGCCAUUCAAAGUGGUAUCACAGGAAAAAUUCCAACUAACAUCAGUAACUUUAGGAACUUGGAGUGGUUAACAUUGGGAGACAAUAAGCUUAUAGGAUCUAUUCCUCCAGAUUUGGGGAACUUGAGGAAUUUGAAAAGAUUUAGCCUGGAGAAAAACAAUUUAGAUGGUAUUAUACCAACUAGCUUGUGUAACAUGGAAAACUUGUACCAAAUUAUCUUGGGGAAAAAUCAACUUUCUGGUGAAUUACCAAGUUGUUUUGGGAAUCUUUCUUCUUUAAGAGAAUUCUACUUAGAUUCCAAUACACUAAUUUCCCAUAUUCCAUCAACUUUUUGGAGGAACAGAGAUAUUUCAAUUCUCACUUUGUCCUCCAAUUUGCUGAAUGGGUCUCUUGCAGUAGAAAUGGGGAAUUUAAGGAGUUUGCGGAUAUUACAUUUACAUGGUAAUCAGUUCUCUGGUCAGAUUCCUAGCACAAUUGGCCAACUACAAAAUUUGGUUAGCCUUUCAUUGUCAAAGAAUAUGUUAGAUGGUUCCAUACCUGAACUAUUUGAAGAUUUGGUUUCAUUGGAACACUUGGAUCUAUCUAGCAACAAUCUAUCAGGCAUGAUCCCCAAGUCCUUGAGGAAUCUUGAACAUCUCAUUUAUUUCAAUGUCUCGUUCAAUGGGCUCAUGGGUGAAAUUCCAGAUGAGGCCAUUCGAGUUGUAGUCACAACCAUUUUCAUCAUUUGGUUUCUGAAAUGCCGAAAAAGGGGUACGGAACUUCCUCUAGUUGAUACAUUUGGUCAGGUACAUAAGAGGAUUUCGUACUAUGAUAUUUCUCAAGGGACAAACAACUUUGAUGAAGCAAACUUGAUUGGAAGGGGUAGCCUUGGUUUGGUGUACAAAGGGACACUAGCAGAUGGAAUGGUUGUGGCAAUAAAGGUAUUCAAUACAGAACUGCAACACGCAUUUAGGAGUUUUGAAGUGGAGUGUCAAGUUUUACGUAGCAUUCGACACAGAAACCUUGUUAAGGUGAUAAGUAGUUGUGCCAAUUUUGAUUAUAAAGUGUUGGUGCUAGAGUACAUGCCCAAUGAAAACCUCGAAUGUUGGCUUCACUCUACUGACAAAUUAUUGGAUUUAACUCAAAGACUAAAGGUGAUGAUUGAUGUGGCUUCUGCUGUGGAGUAUUUACAUGGAGGUCAUUUGUUUGUAGCCGUCCAUUGUGAUUUGAAACCAAGUAACAUACUUUUGGAUGGAGAUAUGGUGGCAAAAGUGAGUGACUUUGGGAUAUCCAAACUUCUAACAGCUGAGACGCUAAUAGCACAUACCAAGACUUUGGGUACUAUCGGCUACAUGGCACCAGAGUAUGGAUCAGAAGGCAAAGUAUCAACCAUGGGAGAUGUUUAUAGCUUUGGUAUUUUGUUAAUAGAGACUUUUACAAGAAAGAGCCCCGUGGAUGAUCUAUUCGUUGGAGACUUCACCUUGAAAAGAUGGAUAUGCCAAUCAUUACCAAACCGAGUGGUGGAUGUAGUGGACAUUAAUCUAUUUUCACUGGACGAAGAAAAUCUUACUUCUAAAGAGAGAUGCUUCAAAUCAAUCAUGGAAUUAGCUCUUGAAUGCACAAACGAUUUGCCUGAAGAGAGAAUUUGCAUGGAAGAUAUUACUCUGCGACUCAAGAAGAUCCUAACUCAAUUUCUGCAAAAUGUUCAUUUGGCAAAAAGACACAUGGGCCGGGCGCCCGGGCCACGACAAUAUGAUCAUCUCCCUCCUCAGUAUGAAGGUGAUCUGUUAUUUAUGCAGCAGAGCUUCAAUAAGAUGAAAGAAGCUGUCAAUGUAUCCCAAGAAACAGAGAUAUGA
Solanum tuberosum (potato) is the source of this 3249-nucleotide messenger RNA. Its product is annotated as probable LRR receptor-like serine/threonine-protein kinase At3g47570. The record is from RefSeq and is a predicted model, not a curated record. Lineage: Eukaryota; Viridiplantae; Streptophyta; Magnoliopsida; Solanales; Solanaceae. The transcript is spliced from 7 exons. Gene Ontology annotation, molecular function: ATP binding; protein binding; protein kinase activity. Gene Ontology annotation, biological process: protein phosphorylation. The coding region runs from base 1 to 3249 and encodes 1082 amino acids.